Messenger RNA from Amphiprion ocellaris (clown anemonefish), 2662 nucleotides. It is a transcript of the gene c1qtnf2, whose product is annotated as C1q and TNF related 2. The coding region runs from base 1294 to 2220 and encodes 308 amino acids. The transcript is spliced from 3 exons. Gene Ontology annotation, molecular function: protein binding. NCBI's taxonomy places the organism in Eukaryota, Metazoa, Chordata, Actinopteri, Pomacentridae. The record is from RefSeq and is a predicted model, not a curated record.
UAUGCACGAUACAGCGCGGAUGUCCAUGCGUGUUCCGCGCUCCACUCGGACGGUGAUUUCUGUUGCAUUGCGCGCUCACUUCCGCUUUUGAUGACGUAUCGUGCUCAGGCGAUUAGUCGACGCGUCGUUUGUGGCAGACCUAGUUAGAAUUAUGUUUGUGCUUUUUCAAAAAAAAUGAAAAGGUCAGUUGACUUAGAAGUUUUAUCUACUCGUCUAACAUUGAAUUGCCCAUGCAAAUAUGCAAACAUAGCGUAUUUGAAAUAUCUACCUGAUGGGCAAAACACUAGUGUAAAUCGUAUAUUGGACUAUGAUUGUGUUCCAAGCAAGUUCUGGUGCCACAUGAUCAUCUCAUACAUUAUGUAAGAUUUAAAUUUAGACGUGAGCACUGAGAAAGUUUUACUCCCCUAGCAGAUCAAUGUGAAAACAUCACUCAGUGUCAAACUCCAUCUAGUGAAACUCAAGCAUGAGAGACAAGUAACAAUAAGCAAAACAUUUGUGAGUGUUUAAACCAAGUAUUUCAAAAGCCAAAACAAAUAGUACUUGUCUCAAACUGAAAAUAAAUGUUCAAAUAGGUUGUGGAGGUCACUUGCUUUUAAUAUCAAAUAUUUCCUGUCACAGCUUGAAUAUUAUUAGAUAUGAAGUGAUUGUAAGAUUUUUGUUCAUGUGUCUUUUUUUUUUUUUUUUUUUUUUUUAAUAAUUUUUUGGUAAAUAGUUUCUCAUAGAAAACAGCAAAAUGACAACCAGUUGUUAAAUAUUCAUUCACAUGGUUCUAGUUAAAUAUGAAACUAGUAGACUGUUAAGCAUAAGGCACUGCCUCACCUAACAGCUGCAACUGUUUUAUUGCUCUCAGUUCUUGGGUCUUCAUCAGUGACAAACAUGCACAUUAGUAAUAUUCAUAAUUCAUUUCAUACAGUGCUGCAGACCACCUUGUUCUGUUGAUUCUUCACAGAAUAUUAUUAAAAAUGUGCAGUGUUAAAAACUACACAGCUCAGCUGCAUUUUCAACACAUUUGUUAAAUAACAUUUUCUCACAGUAAGAGCUUGUGAACAAGUGAUGCGUCACUGUUUCAGCUGUUCAACUCUGUUGCACUGAAUUUAAUGACAUCAUGGUGAAAGUAUGUUUUGGCAGAGCUCUUGCAUAAAUAGGGCGGAUGUUACGGACUAUGACUCUCUGGGCUGCACAUUACUCUGCAGUGCUCCUCUUGGAGAAUGCUAUCUCACUCGAUUACUGGAAAAUCAUGUAGGAAAGUUUGUGUGCUCUCAUGCAGAAAAGGGGCUCGGACAGAGCUGAAAAAUGCCCAUGGGUCAUAAUUCCUCAACUGUGGCCAUCAUGCUCCAGAUGUGCGUGAUGAUUUGUUUGCUGUCAGUGGUCGUCUCGCAGUCAACAAAUUCCUCAUCCAAAAAAGGUCGCAAUAUCACCAUCCACUCCUCCCAGCUGGUCUGCAGCCUCCCGGGACCAGCAGGGCCUGCGGGGAACCCUGGAGCCCCUGGAUCACAGGGGACCAUGGGCCCCAUGGGGCCCCCAGGGAAGGAUGGCCCUGAUGGGAAGGAUGGAGAGAAAGGAGAAAAAGGAGACAGAGGUAAUCCAGGGAGACCCGGGAACCAAGGAAAGCCAGGUGUGAAAGGUCGUGAAGGGUACAUAGGAAAGGCUGGACCUCGGGGGCUGAAGGGGCUGCGUGGAGCACCAGGGGUGGCUGGAAAACGGGGACAAAAAGGAGAGCUGGGUGACAUGGGCCAGCAAGGAGCUCCUGGCGGCUGCAACUGUGGCAGUACAGCCCGAUCUGCCUUCUCUGUGGCUGUGACAAAGAGCUAUCCUAAAGAGCGAAUGCCCAUCCGCUUCAGCCGGAUCCUGCUGAAUGAGGGGAACCACUACAACACCAGCAGUGGGAAGUUCGUCUGUGCUAUCCCAGGGGUCUAUUACUUCACCUACGAUAUCACACUGGCCAAUAAGCACCUGGCCAUCGGGCUGGUGCACAAUGGACAGUACAAGAUCAAGACAUUUGAUGCCAACACGGGGAACCAUGAUGUGGCAUCUGGUUCUACGGUUCUCCAGCUGCAGCAGUCAGACCAGGUCUGGCUGCAGAUCUUCUACUCUGAGCAGAACGGACUCUUCUUCGAUCCUUUCUGGACAGACAGCACCUUUACUGGCUUUCUUAUCUACGCUGACCAGGACUUUCUCAAUGAGGCUGAUAACAAAGCAAAUGCUCAGGCUGACAGUUAAUGCUACAGUCCUGAAAAAAAUCUUUGUUUUGUUCCAUUAACUGAUUUUAAUUCAUACUGAAAUGAGAGCUCCCUUCAGCUUCAGUCGAUUUCAGCUAUUUAACAAGUUCUGACACCAGGGGGAGCACAAGAAAAGAAACUAAAUGCUGGUAAGUCACUCAAAAGGGCUUCAAUAUUCAACAAAUGUGUUUUCACAAAAUAUUUUAAACACUGACACCAAAAGUAGCUUACUUAAUUUCAUUCUUUGUACUUUUAACUAUGUUACAGGAGGUGGCGCAAUGUUAUCUUACGCGAUGCACAACACAAUUAAAACUAAAAUCAGUGCACUAAUGUGAUUAGUUUUACUGAUGUAUGUGUUCUUGACUGUUUCGUAUAAGAUAUUGUAAAUUCAACACAAGAUAUUUUCUCUUGAUAAAAAUAAAUGUAAACCUACAAUUUUUCAA